UGAAAACAAAAAACUGAGGACUAGGAUUAUCUCUCUUGAAAAGAGGCUUGAAGAGGAAUCUAUUGAACACAGUCAACACAUUACUCAGCUGAAUGCCAAGUUGCAGGAUCUGCACUAUAGGCUUCAAUCAGCUGACAAGAAGAAAGAAGAUGAAAUACAGAUGCCAAAACAACUCCAUGAACAAGAGACGAGAGAUCUGGCAAGUAAGCUUGAAUGCUAUGAAUCAAACGAGAAGUGGCAAAUAACUACAAUACAGGGGCUUAAAGCAGACCUUGCAACACAACACAGGAAAAAUGUCGCCCUUAUUGAGAGGUUUCAACAGAUGGGAUGUCAUGAUUUUGAUCAGUCACUCCCACAAUCAAUGUCGCCUCCAACCAUUUCCCAAAAAGGACAGACUACCUCAAAAACCAGCAUACCCAAGAGAUUUGUAAACAAAAAUCCUGCUACAAAGCGAUUCCCCACUCAUGACAAUGAAGGAAUAUCAGCCUCUACUGCCAAGAGGCCUGUUACACAACCCCCUAACAGACCCCCCAAAGUACCUUCAAGGAGCCCCCCAAAACCAUCCCCAAGAAAAUAUAUCAAUAGUUCCAAGCAGCUCCCAACAACUGUCCAUAUAAUGUACUCCUCAAAUGGGAAGAAACUAUCAGGUAUGAUGCACAAUAGAUCAAAGGGGAAAAACAUGAAAGUGACCUCAUCAGUGUAUAGUGGUGCUAACAUCGAAGAUGCCACCCGUAUCAUACAACAAGGUGACAUUGGCAAAUCAACAGAUCACAAAUUCCUAGGUUUUGGAACAAACAACGUUAAAGUUGACUCUGCUCAAACCAUUACUUACGAGUUGAAAAAUCUGGCAAUUACAGCUCAAAACCAGCACCCAACAUCCAAAAUAACUCUAUGUGGACUGCACCACAGGGCAGAUCAUCCCAAUCCUCAGGAAGUGAAACAAAUGAAUAUGAAAAUAGACCAAGUCAAUAGAGAGAUGGAGUCUUUUGCCACGAAGAAAGGCUUUCAUUUCAUUAACAUCAACAGAAUUAACGAUUCAACAUCACUGGACCCUAACAUGAAUGUACUAUAUAAUGACAAACUCCACUUUAACUUCACUGGAAGAACUCGGUUGGUAGAUGCAAUGUUGUCUAUCAUUAACUCAACACACAACUCCUAUGCAGAGGCAGUAAGCAUGGGAAACUCUCGCAAAUCUCGAACUGGACUGAAGUUAUAA
This is a messenger RNA of Owenia fusiformis, 1216 nucleotides long. Lineage: Eukaryota; Metazoa; Annelida; Polychaeta; Sabellida; Oweniidae. The record is from the annotation of a GenBank genome assembly.